ACAGUGGCAACGUCUGCCUACCGAAUUACAAACACAACAUACAUCACUACUCUUCCACACACUUUCCAAUGAAGCUCCUCACGUCCCUUAUCGUCUUAUCACCCCUUGUGCUUUCUGCCCAUGCGGCCGAUUGCUCAGAGCCCGAUAAAGAGGUCUACGAGCGGGCAGCAUCGGAGAUGAUGUGGUCAAUCCGUGGCUGGCUAUGUUCCAACGCCUGGUGGCAAUCCAUCACGGCUGGUCCCCAGGGAGCGUGGUGCGAUAAUCAGGGUGGGAUCGUCGGUGCGUACGAGGGGCAAUUCACAAUCCACGGAAUGCAGAGUCAGCAGCAGUGCUGGGAUACCACUGAGCAAAUCAUCCGGCAGUGCAUGAAGCUCGACAUCAGUGCGGGCACUGGACCGGGGCAAGCGAAGAACCUCAACGGCGGCACAUGGACCUGGGGCAGUGUCUAUGCCGGUGGGUGGUUUUGGGCCGCGCACGGCGAGCAGUGCCAGAACCAUGUCAAGCGGUCGGGUGAGCAUAAUGAGACUGUCGAGGUUGGGCAAAGUCACUCCCUGAGGCCGAACUUUACCCUUGCGGAUGGGACUGUUCUGCAGGCUGAGAACCUGGUGACUUUGGAUGUUACUGGGGAUGAGCCGGUUCUUGUUAAGCAUGAACGGUUCUAG
Molecule: messenger RNA, 662 nt
Organism: Aspergillus calidoustus
Lineage: Eukaryota; Fungi; Ascomycota; Eurotiomycetes; Eurotiales; Aspergillaceae
Source: the annotation of a GenBank genome assembly